AUGAUUGAUUUCUAUAUUUGGACAGUCAGCAUCAUACUGAUAGAGUUUAUUAGAUCAACGAUAUAGUGCGAUUCAAAUACAUUGCAAGGAUGCCUUCUAGAUGACACAACCAAGACAACCUAGAUGACACUCUAAGAUUAUUCAGCCUAUGGAUAUGGCUUCUGGUUCUAAUACAUAUCCACACAAACAACAUUAUAUGAGAGCCUAACUACAUUCCCUAAAAUUGAAGGGCUCUUAAUAUUAAGGGAGAUAAAUCCUGAGACUUUAACAUAUAGAGUAUUUUUUUAUUAAGAUUGGACAAACAACAAUGCUAAUUAGGAAAAAUAUUUAUAUUUAUAAUAUGAAUCAAAUGGCUAAAUGAUCUAAUUAGCAAAAUUCGUAUUUGACGCAUUCGAUUUUGAUGGAAAAUGGAUUCAUAUUUAUGUCUCAUAUUAAUUUCCUUAUUAAAGAUAAAUUAUAAUGAAUGACAUUUAAAAUGAUAAUUGUUAAAUCAUAAACUAUGAAACUAGUACUAAUUUAGAAAUGAAGUAGACAAGAAUUAUUCAAGGAGGAGAGUUAAAAUUAUAAUUAAAUUAAAAUGAUGAAGUAAAACAAUUGGCUUAUUAUCCUGGUAGAAUUACGUAUUUAGAGUUUAACUUCAAUAAAAAUAAUGUAAUUUUUAAAACAGUUCAAGAAUUUAAGAUAUUUGUUCAGUAAUAAUUUAUUCCAUACCCAUUUUGUUAUAUUUAAACUUAUGAUGCUUCAUCAAUAUCAAGUUAUAUAUAUUAAUUUGGAUUGAUUUAAUUAGAAUCUUGGGUUAAGGUUGAUUAUAAAUUGGUAAUAUUAUUUUAUAUCAUAGAAUUUAAAUUAUUCAGCCAGUGUUUUUGGAAUUGAAAUAUUAUUUUUGCCUCUAAUCAAUAUCUAUUAAAAAUUAGUUGAUUUAUAGUAUUGUCUUCUUUAAGCAUGGACAUCAAACUUAGCAAAUGGAGUGUAUUUCUAAACUUACAAUUAGAUAAAUCCAGAUUUUUAUCCAAAUCUUUAGCAAUUUAUGGGUUAAAGCGGUAUUGCUUUUCAUACUCUAAAAUAAGAUUUAAGAUAAUGGCAUUAUGUUUCUAUUCUGUAUGGUUUUGAUAAAGCACAAAUUCCAGUUUAAAAUUUGAAAAUGUGGUUCAUAGAUGGGGAUGUAUAUGAAGCCCAAUAUCAUAAUAGAACAUAUCAUUUCGAUGGAGCUAAACUAAAAAUUAGAAGUGGAUUACUUUUUGACGCUGCUGCUGAUGGAAUGUAUGUAACAACAGAGAGUAGUAAGAUAACUGUUUGUCUACCUGAGUCUUUUGUUCUUAUUAAAAGUAUGUUUUUUUCAUUAUAAAAGAGUGUCACUUCAGUUGCUUAGAUUGUAAUGGUCCAUAUCUUAAUUAGUGCAUAAGUUGUGAUUAGAACUCCAAUAGAUAUCUAGAAAAUAGCUAUUGUAAAUGUACUUUAGGCUAUAUUGAAAGUAAUAGUGGUGAUUGUAUAUGUAAUAUUGUUAUCUUAAACUAGAAUUCUUGGAUUUCUAUCCCACUUCUGUAUCAGAUUAUAAUGCAAAGAAUUAAACUCUAUCUUAAUUUGGUUAUUUUUCAAUUAAAGAAGUCAAUAAUGAAAUCAUUCAAAUGCGUUGUCCGUAAUUUAAUGAAAUGUAAUUGGAAAAGAUAAAUUGCUUAGAAUGCUUGACUUAACCAGGAUCAUUUGCUAAUCUAUUAAAAUGUGAAUCCGAUUAUGUUUUUAAUAGUUACGGUUAAUAUGAAUUAAUCUAGAGAGAAGAAAAAGAUAUCGAAUUAUAUGUUCUUGACACAUCAACAUCUUCUCUUACCUUGUGUGUUGGAUGCAAAACUAUAUGUAACUAAAAUAUUGAUUCAAAUUGGCAUUUUCAUACUUUAUUACAAGUAUAUAUAUAAUGUCAACAGCAAUUCUAUUAUAAAAAUGGAGAAUGUAAUGUGUGUAAUUCAAAUUGUAAGACAUGUUAAGAUUUUUCAAUUUGUACAUCUUGUUAUAAUGAAAUGACUUUGAAUCCUUUGACUAAGGAAUGUCUUGAAUGUCCAAAGGAAUGCUUAGAAUGCGAAUAUAAUUCUGGUGUUCAAUGCAAAUAAUGCAUAGAAAAAUACUCAGUGUUUUAAGGAUAAUGCUACCCUUGUAGUCAAUAUUGUUUAGAAUGUUUAUAUGUUUAAAAUCCUAAGGAUGGAUCGUAUUAUAAUAGAUGUAUUAACUGCAUUGAUAAUUAAAAAUAUUAUUUAUCAAUUAAUGCAGUUGAUUGUAUUGAAAAUUUAGAUGCUUAUUGCACAUAUGCAAUCUAAUUUCAUAAAUCCUGGUUUAUGAGAAAUAGAGUAAAUACUUUAUUUCAUUUGUAUGAAAAAGGAGAUUUUAACUCUAAUUAACUUAUGAAUUAUUGUGCCUUAUGUGCUAAAGGAUAUGCUUCAUUACUUUCAGGAACAUGUGUUAGAAUAGAUUCAAUUUCUGAUGAUCUUCAAUAUAAACAAUAUUGUACAUAAAUGUACGAAAUGGAAGUGUAUCAAUCAUUGUAAUUAAAUUUAUUAUAGUACUAAUGUCUAGUAUACACCAACGAAUUCAAAUAAACUCUUUCAGCUUCGAAUGGUUGCGAUUUUAUGUUGUUAAAUUGUGCUUACUGUUUCAAUAAUAUUUGCUUACUUUGUUAUUCAGGAUAUUAUGCUGAAUUAGCUUCUGGUUAGUGCAUUGAAUGUCCAUCAGAGUUGAAUUGCUAUAAAUGUGAAUAGCGAUCAAAGUUAUGGAAAAAUGGUUGGAAAAUUUGGUAUGCUAUUAUUCAUUUCAUGAUGAAACGAGGGACCUUCUAUGACGAUAUAUUUGGAAAUGAAGCAUAAGAUAAAUUAGAAGUUGUUUGUAAGACUUGCACAAUAGAUUUUGAAUUUUACCUAGAUAAAUGUAUCAAGAAAUGUCCAGAGAAUUGUGAGCUCUGUAUAAAAUGUAAUGGAUAAAAUAAAUGUGUUAAAUGUAAAGAGUCCUUAACAAAAUCGUUUAUAAUGAAGUAGUACCAACAACUUGUGUCUUAUAUUUAUUUUGUUAUUAUCAAAUAUAGGUGA
This is a messenger RNA of Paramecium octaurelia, 3068 nucleotides long. The record is from the annotation of a GenBank genome assembly. NCBI's taxonomy places the organism in Eukaryota, Ciliophora, Oligohymenophorea, Peniculida, Parameciidae.